AUGUCGGAGGAGGAGGAGGUGGAGGAGGAGGGGAUUCAUUACGUAGAGAAAACGCUUUUCUAUUGGUUUUCUGUCCGAGAGAUGGCAAAUGUUCUUCGGGAUAACCUCGCAUCCAUCAAAACACCUUACUGCCCGCUGAGGUCAUCAUUGAGUGAUCGCUGUCAGUUCAAAUUUUCCCUACGAGAAGAUCCAUUCAGCAUUUCCCAUGAUGAACACGGUGACCCUUGCACUGGUCUGAAGGCAAACUUUUGCAUGAAUGGAGGAACAUGCUUUAAAAUACCAUCGGUGUCUACUCCAACAUGUGUCUGCAGUGCGAACUAUGAGGGCAGCAGAUGUGAGCAGUUCCAGCUGUUCAGUUUCUCACACGACAGUCAGGAGAAGGGCAUGAUCGCUGCUGUCAUCAUCAUCGCCCUCCUCAUCUUAGUGGUCCUCGGUGCGGUCAUCUACUAUGUCUGCAAAAUAAAGAGAAAUGGCCAGAGUCAACCAAAACCUGAGGAGUACUUGAGGGUCAAAUCAAGUAGCCAGCCGGUGUGAUUCGACUUUUACCUUGUAACAUCGCCCCCUUGUGGAGGUCUUGAACUCAAUGUGAAAAUGUGUCAAUUGCACAGUGGCUCAAAGUGCCAGCUACUCUUAAAAUAUCUUUCUUAAUGUUCAAAGAUUUUGUAAAUAGUUCUGUCAAUUAAAACAUCUUAAUUUAAAUAUAUAAAAAGGAUGCAGAUUUUUUACAAGCAGACUGUUACCAUAUCAGAUGUUAAAUGGAAAACAUUUAAAAAUGAGCAUCCUUAGCAUAGAUUUUAAUUUUAAUUAGAUAUAGAAGACUUAAUAAUAUAUAAUGGUCACAUGUGCCAUGUACAUACAUUUUUACAGUGUGCUGUUUUUAGUUUUAGCUGAAACUUUGAUUAUACACUUAUUUCUUUUUUAUUUUUCCUUUGAUUCUGCUGGAUUAUACUGG
Molecule: messenger RNA, 952 nt
Organism: Labeo rohita (rohu)
Lineage: Eukaryota; Metazoa; Chordata; Actinopteri; Cypriniformes; Cyprinidae
Product: protransforming growth factor alpha-like
Biological process (GO): positive regulation of mitotic nuclear division; epidermal growth factor receptor signaling pathway; positive regulation of cell population proliferation
Source: RefSeq, a predicted model, not a curated record